Molecule: messenger RNA, 702 nt
Organism: Fusarium graminearum PH-1
Lineage: Eukaryota; Fungi; Ascomycota; Sordariomycetes; Hypocreales; Nectriaceae
Product: 13 kDa ribonucleoprotein-associated protein
Exons: 6
Coding region: 125-499 (124 amino acids)
Biological process (GO): maturation of SSU-rRNA; ribosome biogenesis; mRNA splicing, via spliceosome
Cellular component (GO): precatalytic spliceosome; U4/U6 x U5 tri-snRNP complex; small-subunit processome
Molecular function (GO): RNA binding
Source: RefSeq, a predicted model, not a curated record
CGUCGAUACAUCGCCAACCACGUUCCAUCAAAUUAAUCUUAGUCCUCAGGGCGAGCCAACGCAAGGAACCCUGAAUCACCAUCUUAAUCUUUCCUAAACAUACACCUCGGUUUUAAUCUUCAAUAUGUCUGAAAGCGCUGCCUGGCCCCUUGCUGAUCAGAAGCUCGAGCAGGAGCUUCUCGAUCUUGUCCAGUCUUCUCAGCAUGCUCGCCAGCUGAAGAAGGGUGCCAACGAGGCCACCAAGACCCUGAACCGUGGUGUUUCUGAGCUUGUCGUCCUCGCCGCCGAUACUCAGCCUCUUGCCAUUCUCCUCCACCUCCCUCUUCUCUGCGAAGACAAGAACGUCCCCUACGUUUAUGUCAGCAGCAAGAUGCACCUCGGCCGUGCCUGUGGUGUUAGCCGUGCCGUCAUUGCUGCUAGCAUCACCAGCAACGACGCCAGCGAGCUUGCCGGCCAGAUCCGAGCCAUGCGCGACAAGGUCGAGCGCCUCGCUAUCUAAGAUACCCAACGAGUCGAGGAGGAAAGCAAAAGAUGGAAAGCUUUUUCGUCUGGCAGCCGGCUCUUAACGGCUGUUUAUUGCAGCUUAGAUAUGUUGCUGAGUUUUGAUAACUCCAGCUCGGUCAUAUGGUGCAACAAUUGGUGUAUGAAAUUGGGCCUUUGGGUAGAAUAGUAAUAUCAUCAACUGUCUCGACGAACGCUAAA